CGCCCGGCUUGAUCCAAGAAAUCCUUUUUCACGACACAAUAUGCUUCUAUUGCCUGAGUUGAGUCAUUCUUUUGGCUCUCUUUACUCUAGAAGAAUGACGACCAAGAAACAAAGCAAAAUUGUAAAUAAGCAUAUUUAUAGUAAAAUAUAUGGGAAGAGGCCAUCUGUAACUCAAAGAAAGAGAGAACAAGUUCAGAAACAUCAUCCUAACACAAACAGAAAUUUAGCCCUAAAUGUGAAGAAAAUCACCUUGGGGCAUCAUAAAUCUACCAGGAGAACUGCCAGAGCUAGAAAUAGGGACAAGAAUCUCUAUUUCAAGAUACCAAAGCUCUUCAGCAACAUGAAGAUAGUGGAUAAGACUUCUGAAUCUGAGCCAUGUCAUAUCUUAAAUAAUAAUAAUGCAAAGAAAAGCUUUUGGAAUAACUCUUCCAAACUCAAGGAGAUAUGAGAUACAGUACAUCUCUACAAGCUCAGUGAGAAGGAAUCAACAAGUGAUCACUCUUAUUCUAGUCCAAAGAGAUGAUUAAGGACUAGAAAUCAACAAUGCCGCAAACUUUGAAAUAGGUUUGAAAUAACCCGUUCCAGUGUAGAAGGAAGAUUAAGGAUACAUUUGAACUUAUCAUUGCAAGAGAGAUUUAUGAAGACACAACAGAAAAAUCUUUAAUUUAUCUCAUAAGCCUAAUACCUCUAGAUCUUCUAAUACUUCUGUUAAUCCAUAAAGC
Moneuplotes crassus is the source of this 722-nucleotide messenger RNA. The record is from the annotation of a GenBank genome assembly. Lineage: Eukaryota; Ciliophora; Spirotrichea; Euplotida; Euplotidae.